AUGCAGUGUUACAUGAGGCUGUUUGUUUAUGGGAUUCCCUGUCAGCUUGUUCGGGAGCUGCCUUGUCUUUUUCGUUGCUUUACUACUUCUUCUUCGUGUAUGGUAACGACUUAUUAG
Messenger RNA from Colletotrichum orchidophilum, 117 nucleotides. RefSeq lists its product as uncharacterized. The transcript has a single exon. Lineage: Eukaryota; Fungi; Ascomycota; Sordariomycetes; Glomerellales; Glomerellaceae. The record is from RefSeq and is a predicted model, not a curated record. Bases 1 to 117 code for a protein of 38 amino acids.